This is a messenger RNA of Seriola dumerili (greater amberjack), 3102 nucleotides long. Its product is annotated as kinesin-like protein KIF2A. NCBI's taxonomy places the organism in Eukaryota, Metazoa, Chordata, Actinopteri, Carangiformes, Carangidae. The record is from RefSeq and is a predicted model, not a curated record. Bases 87 to 2291 code for a protein of 734 amino acids. Gene Ontology annotation, biological process: microtubule-based movement. The transcript has 21 exons. Gene Ontology annotation, molecular function: ATP binding; microtubule motor activity; microtubule binding.
AUACACACACACACAUUUCACAUACACAUACACAAACACACACACACACACACAUACACACAACAAACCCCCACGCUGCGGGAGAGAUGGCGGGGAUUUUCGGGAAGAUCUUCGUGGGGAUUUACGUGGAGAUAAAGCGGAGCGACGGACGAAUACACCAGGCGAUGGUCACAUCACUGCACGAGGACAAUGAGAGUGUGACGGUGGAGUGGAUCGAGAACGGGGACACCAAAGGGAAAGAGAUCGACCUGGAGAGCAUCUUCGCCCUGAAUCCAGAUGUUGCUCCCGAUGAAGAGAUACCACAGAGUCCUGAGGCUCCUCUCCCUCCCUCUAACGUUGCCAAAACCAGCAAAGUUACCAAGACCAGACGGAUCACGGCGAUACCGAAGGCGGAGAACGCUCCACGGGAGAAUCGAGCUGCAGCAGUGGGAACCACCCGGGCCCGUCCCAGCCAGCACAGCCAAGCCGCCGAGCCCCCUCCGCCCGCCAUCGCUCCCCAGCCGGCGCUCACCCAGGCCCAGAUCCAGCAGCAGCAGCAGAACGCGCGGAGGAAAUCCAACUGUGUGAAGGAGGUGGAGAAACUGCAGGAGAAACGAGAGAAGAGACGACUUCAGCAGCAGGAGCUCAGAGAGAAGAGAGCUCAGGAGGUGGACGUCAAUUUACCAAACUAUGAGAUCAUGUGUAUGAUCAGAGACUUCAGAGCCAGUCUGGACUACAGGCCUUUAACCACCAACGACCUGAUCGAGGAGCACAGGAUAUGUGUGUGUGUACGUGCGCGUCCCCUCAAUAAAAAAGAGGUGUCGGUGAAGGAUCUGGACGUGAUCACCAUUCCCAGCAAGGACGUGGUCAUGGUCCACGAGCCCAAGCAGAAGGUCGACCUGACGCGUUACCUGGAGAACCAGACUUUCCGAUUCGACUACGCCUUCGACGAGAACUCCACCAACGAGAUGGUUUACAGGUUCACCGCUCAGCCGCUGGUCGAGACCAUUUUCGAGAGGGGGAUGGCGACCUGCUUCGCAUACGGACAAACUGGAAGUGGGAAAACACAUACGAUGGGCGGAGACUUUUCAGGAAAGAACCAGGACUGCUCUAAAGGGAUCUACGCUCUGUCCGCCAGAGACGUUUUUCUCAUGUUGAAGAAGCCAAACUACAAGAAGUUGGAUCUGCAAGUCUUUGCCACGUUUUUUGAGAUUUACAGCGGGAAGGUGUUCGAUCUACUAAACCGUAAAGCCAAGUUACGGGUCCUGGAGGACGGGAAGCAGCAGGUGCAGGUGGUGGGGCUGCAGGAGCGGGAGGUGAAGUGCACGGAGGACGUCCUCAAACUCAUCGAAGUGGGAAACAGCUGCAGGACGUCUGGACAGACCUCGGCCAACGCUCACUCCUCUCGGAGCCACGCCGUGUUUCAGAUCAUCCUGCGUCGACGGGGGAAGAUGCACGGGAAGUUUUCCCUCAUCGACCUGGCGGGGAACGAGAGAGGGGCGGACACAUCCAGCGCUGACCGCCAGACUCGCCUCGAAGGAGCCGAGAUCAACAAGAGCCUGCUGGCACUCAAGGAGUGCAUUCGAGCCCUGGGCCGAAACAAACCCCACACUCCCUUCAGAGCCAGCAAGUUGACCCAAGUGCUGAGGGACUCCUUCAUAGGAGAAAACUCCAGAACAUGCAUGAUCGCCACCAUCUCUCCUGGAAUGGCGUCUUGUGAAAACACCCUGAACACGCUGCGAUACGCCAACAGGGUGAAGGAGUUUGGGAUAAGUCCCUCAGACAUUCCCUUCACCCAGAGCGGGGGAGGAGGGGGUCGCUCUGAGCUCUCUCCGACUUAUGAGGUGAAGGAGCUCACAGUGGACCCGGCGGCAGCCAUGGAGAGCCGUCAGGGGGGACACGUCAACCAGCUGGAGGUGCUGGAGGCUCAGUGGGGAGUCGGCAGCUCUCCACAGAGAGACGACCUGAAGCUGCUCUGUGAACAGAACGAGGAGGAGGUUUCCCCGCAGCUCUUCACUUUCCAUGAGGCCGUCUCUCAGCUGGUGGAGAUGGAGGAGCAGGUCCUGGAGGAUCACAGGGCCGUGUUCCAGGAGUCGAUCCGCUGGCUGGAAGAUGAGAAGGUGCUCCUGGAAAUGACGGAGGAGGUGGACUAUGACGUCGAGUCAUAUGCAACUCAACUAGAACAAAUCCUGGACCAGAAGAUUGACAUUCUCACUGAGCUGAGAGAUAAAGUCAAGUCCUUCCGCUGUACACUCCAAGAAGAGGAGCAAGCUAGCAAACAAAUUACCCCUAAGAGGCCUCGUGCACUUUAGACGCCCAUAAAAUACGUGAUGUUUCACUGUAAUAUUGACUUGUCCCGAGAAAGGUGAAGGCCUGUCGCCGAGGAGCUCAGCUGUGGUUUUAUGACUUACUGUCUCUGUGUGUUUGGUUUGCUCCCUCGACCUCUUUUUGCUGUACAGGCUGCCAUCGCUUCCCAUCAUCCAUCCGUCCACCUGUAAAACCAAAGAGCAGACCGUUGAUGCUCUCCAUUCUCCUGUGAAGUGUAUUUACAAGCUUUCUGUAUGUGCGCUAAGUCACAAGUGCUUCAUUUAAACAACAACAACAAAAAAAAAAAAAGGCAAAUAAUUAUUUGUUUUAAAUGAACUUUUAUAGAUUCAAUCAUAGCUUAUCCUCACCACGGCCAAUUUUAUAAACAGCUGUUGCCAUUUUGUGCAAUAUCUGGAGGAUUCUCUUCCCGUUUGUCCCCUUGUCUCAGCUCAGGGGCGAACAGAGCAUGAGCUGAGUUUGUGUGUAAAAUGAGCCACUGUGUGUUUGUGUUGAUACUGUAUGUAAUAUAGGUUUGACUGAGAGAAAGCCUAAGACACAAAAAUAAUCGUACAUUACAUUAACUGACCUGAUGAGGGCACUAUAAUCAAAGACAAAGCAGAUGAUUUCCAGACAACAUUUACACAAAGUGUUUUUUUCAUUUGCCAUAAUAAAGAAAUGCUACUUGUUGUUGCUGUACUUCUUUUUAUUUAUUCCUUAAAAUCUCAAUCUUUUUAAAUGUUUAAAUUAUGAUAGAAGCCUUGAGCUGUUACAGCAGGCAGGUGCUGUGUGACAGUUGUCUCCCAGUUUAGCAUUUAU